UGUUUUAAUUAUACAAUGUUAUAAUAGCGUCUAUAGGUACUUUACACCAAAACAUUUUACACCCGAGUAUUAAAGACUGCUCUAAAAACUAAAAAACCUACUGGGCCAUGGUUUAUUCGGAUAAAUCUAUGGAGCCAAUCAAGCGAAAAUUCCCCGUAAAAUCGAAAAUUCCAGUGGAGAAGAACGAAGGGGAAAGCGUAGACUUCCGACGAUUUGUUGACGACUACAGCAAAUUAUUCGGUAAAAGCACAUCGAACUUCGGCGAUCCCCAUUCGUACUUUCGGCACACGCUGCGCAAUCGUGAAAAGGAGGAUUUACUUAGGGACCUACGUGUGGCCGAGCAAUUCCUGCGAGAGGCUAAAUCCACCGGGAACGUAAAGAAAAAAGUAAAUAAGAAACUGAGAUAUUCAUUAACCGCCAGAAGCCCGCGUUUAUCAGAGAAUCAAGACGAACAAAGACUGUCAAGCAGAUCAGAAAAAGGAAAGAAGCAAUUGUACUCUCCAAAAUUUGAGGCCGGUGAUUUUCCUAAGCCCAAUUUAUUAUUUAAAGAGUUAAAACCAGAAGAAGCAGGUGAUUCACCUCGCUAUCUUAAAGACAAACUUGUAGUCGAUCUAUACAUUAAUCAACAUCAAGAGGAGGAGGAAAAAUCUUCGGAAACCGAAGAAACACACGAAGUCUAUCUUCCAGAAACCGUUUUAGAAGAAGAGGAACCAGAACCACAGGUGCCACAGGAGGAAAAGGACAAAGCUGCAGAGAUGUCUGACGAAGAGGAAGUGACGGAGCCUACCGAGGCGGAGAUGGAUACCGAGGGUGAAGCUGAGGGUGAUGAUAUGGAGGAAGUAGAGGCAAUGAUUAAGCAAGCAUCUCAGGAGUUAGAGCAGGUCGCUGAGGAGAACCAGCAGCUGCUUGAUGCACUCGGAGAAGACAAGGAUGAUGAAGACACUGGUUCGGUUUUCGCCUACGAUUCAAAAAUCGAUGAGAAGGUCCUCAGGGAGUUGGAAGAGUGCGAACGACAGGCUAAAUGUACUGCGGAAGUAAUCACCACAAUCAAAAAACGAGUCGCUGAACUUAUGCAAAAGGACAAAAUGACUGAGGGCGAAGCGAAGGAACUGGAGCGUAUGAACAAAGAGCUCAAGGCUCAGAUGGUCAUAUUCGAGGAGAAGACGAGACGCAUACAGCAGCUAAUUGCUCAGGCGAACCUUUUCGAAAAUUACAAGUCUCCCAGACCAGCUCUGGAGAUACCCCGGGAUGAGGAUCGUCUGCCCAAAGUGAUUGUGUGCGGCGCUACUGAGAACGACAUGCCCAAGAUAAUUGUGUGCCAUGAUAAAAGCAAGCAAAAACGGAGCGAUCCUUGCGCACCUGGUCCGCUGCCCCAGCAACAGCAGAUGAUGGGCGGGGCACCGUUUUUGCUUGCGCAGAACGCCAUGGGGAUGGGCGGCAUGAGACCGCCGCCUACAGUUUGCGGUCCGCCAGGAACACCGGGUGUUACCACCGGAUACGGAGCAUACGGCGGCAUGGGUGGUGGAGCUCCUGGUGGAAUGGGUGGUGGAGUUCCUGGUGGAAUGGGUGCCGGAGCAGCAGGCUGUGUACGUGUCGGAGCGUCUUGUGGAGUAGGUUCAAUGCCUCCACCAGGAACUAUGAAUGUAGUACCCCAAUUGGCUCAAACUUUAAACGAAAGCUUUUGCAUGCAAGAGAAGCUUGCUAAUGAAAAUCAGAAUCUAGAGGGAAUGAGAUACAAGCUCCAAUCCGACCUGGCGGCCCAAGAUACCACCGUAGAAUGUCUUCAAUCGCAACUGGAGAAUCUCCGUGCGGAGAUGCGGAUGAUUUGCAAGGAAAAUUCUUUGCUUACGGAAAAACUAAUGCAACAACAAAAGCCGCAGCAGCAACAAUGCCAGCCAGCGGAGAAACCACGUGCAGUCUGUGAACGAGGUAAUCGUGGUACAAUUGAAACACGACUACGUCAGUACACAGACACGACAGAGAAUUUGGAGAAGCAACUUGCUGCUAUGGAACGUGACGUUCGGAAUAUUCAAUGCGAUUUACGGGGAGUACAACGUGAACGUCAACAUCUCGAGCAACAUCGACGAAAAGCUACUACACCAGCACCGCCUCAAGAGAAAAGUCAUACCUGUUCACCACCCUCUCUGACUACGGGUUCACAAAAUCAACAACUAUGUGAGAUACGGGAGCAAUACUGUCGUUUGCAGGAUGACUUUAAAAGUAAGCUGUGUGAAGUGGCUGGAUUACGAGCUGACAAUGAAAAGUUUAAAAGCUGCAUCGCUCAGAUGGAACAAGAUAAACGUGCAGCUGAAGAUAAGGUCAGGGAACUAGAGGUUGAAAUCAAAGAACUUUCUGGAAAGGGAUUUAACAAAGAAAGCUUAGUAGAAAUGGAACAAGAACUCCGAGUGGCUAGACAACGAUUUAGAGAAGCUCAAGACGAAUUGGAGGAAUUGCGAGCCUUAAUUGAGGACCACCAAAGCCAACUUGAUGAUUACAGGAAUAAAUAUAUCGUAGCUCAACAGGAGGUGGAAGAACAACGGCGCCAUAUCGACAUGAUGGAACUGGAAAACGGACGAGUCAGCGAGCAAGUCAACUUGGAGAUCCAACGAGUUAAAAAUCAGUUCCAAGAAAAGUUGCAAGAGUUGACCCCAUUGCCUGACGUUUUGCGCUGCACUCAGACGAAGCUGCAGGAGGCUCAACAAAUGCACAUGCUGGCCGAACGCAACAACGAGGCGAUGGCCCGUGAACUGCAACUUUACAAGGACAAAAUUGCCGAAAUGGCUCGGGAACUGAACGAACUGCGUGGUGACGAUGAUGAGGCUGCAAUGUCCCUCAAAAUCGAACAACUUAAUAAAACGAUUGAGGAUUUGAAUGCGGAUCUGGCCGUUUGUCGCCAGGAACUGACCAAGACCACCUCCUUGGCGGACGAAAAGGAUCGAUUGGCUCAGGCCAAACUGCACGAGAUCGCACAGCUUCAAGCUCAGCUUGAAGGAGUGCGCGAGGAGUCGGCUCGACAAGUGGCUCGCACCAAGGACAGAUGUGAAACAGUGCGCCGUUCUAUGCAAAAUCAAAUCUCAGAUUUGGAACGUCAGUUGGCGCUGAGCAGGGCAGCUGCACGCACUGCUCAGAAGGACCGCGACGAGAUUCGUCAGAAAAUGCAGGCGCAGAUCAACAAUCUGAAUGAAAACUUUGAAGAUGCGCAGAUGCGCAUCCGCAAUUUGCAGGGUCACGUAAAUUUUUUGAAAUCGUCGUAUGAUACUGUCUUUUCAGCAGCCGGCGAUGACGCCACGAAAAACGCCAAUCAAGAUUCCUGUUAUUGCGGCCUGGAAGAUUAAACAAUUAAUCGUUUGUUAUGUUUUGGUCGCUUUGUCCCUGUUCAUUCAUUCAAUAAAAUAUUUGAUAUUUGAA
Molecule: messenger RNA, 3408 nt
Organism: Aethina tumida (small hive beetle)
Lineage: Eukaryota; Metazoa; Arthropoda; Insecta; Coleoptera; Nitidulidae
Exons: 14
Coding region: 108-3335 (1075 amino acids)
Biological process (GO): regulation of cilium assembly
Cellular component (GO): centrosome
Source: RefSeq, a predicted model, not a curated record